GUUGGCAUCCACUUGGCAUUCUUUACGGGGGAAAAAAAACACAGCAAGGAAGCCAAGUGAACAUCUUCUUCUGCCAUUUCUCUUCUUCUUCACCUAGGAAUCACAAGUGGACCUUGGCGGUGUAGGUCGAUGGGGAGAGGGGGCAAACUCGGCAUCUUCGAGUUGCUUUUCAUGAGAUCUAUGACACUGAACUACACAACUCGAUGACACGACAAACGAAGAGAUAGGCUGGGCUUGACGGACUUGAUAGCGGCUUUGGGCGAUGGACAAACGGACUUGCGUGGUGAGGAGAGAAUUGAAUUUGGGGGGAGGGAGUUGCUGGACUACUUGAUCUGGAUGGUGGGGUUUCAACUGAUUAUCAAAUGGGGUCGAGAUUCGAUCAUCUUAGGGAUUGAUGAGUAGGUAGUGAGAAGAGAGGAGAUCAAGGAAAGGGGACAAAGACGAUGGUUGGUUCUUCAUCGAAGGUGGUGUUGUACUCAAGAACUCUUCUUCUACUUGAGCCCCCUAUGUCAGUGAUUGUUCUUCUGAACCUGUCCUCUCUAUACCCCAAAGAUUCUAUAACUUGUGCAAAGGAGGAAGUGGUGCCUUUUGAAUAUUUUUUUUUUUUAAAUACCAGGUGGCAACUACCUAGCAAAGGACGUCAAUGUAACAGUCAAACAAACAAUUGCACUAACGGCAAGAAGUUUCUUAACAAGCUACAAGAGACAGUGCUCAUGCAACCUCUUCCAAGGAAGCAUGUCUCCAUUCCUGGCUCAUCGAACAUAUUUAAAGAGCAGCGCAAACGGAGACGAAGUGGGCGAGGAUCUGGUUGGAAUAAUGAAGGGCAUGGUGAAGGAAUGGGCGUGAAUUUGGGUGACUUGGGUGCCAGUAUUGCUACAGUGAAAGAGACGAACAAGUUUUCGUUCAAUCUCUUAGCAGCCUCUGCUCAUUCUGGAAGGGACCUGCCUUCGCUGUGGAAAGGGAAAAGACAGGAUUGGCUGUAACAACUAGGCCUAAUAACUGGCAAAUGGAAAUGCCAAAUCCAAUCGCCGGAAAAUACUACAAAACGACCCCGGGGAAGGGAAAUUUAGGAAUUAGGAUCAAUUAACCUUUAUUUAACAGCGACUGAGCUUUAAGAGGUCUUCAGAAAUUUACAUGAAUUUUGGCCCCAAAAACACAUUAGAUUACAAAUUUUAAUGGAUUUUCAAGGAGCUUCAAAAUUUGAUGUUUUCUACUAAAUAUCUUUCAGUCGUUAUAAACAAUUUCCCCUCCAAACGCUUGAGCGAAAAGAAACAAACCUCCAUACUACAGGCACAACACUAUUGGGAGAAGCACGGUUCCUCCAGAACACGUCUCUUCAUCGAACAGCUAUGUCCUACAGUUGGAAGGCUUUGUAAUGUAUAUUAAUUUGAAUUGUUUAAAUUUAAUUUCAAUGAUUCUUUUAAA
Prosopis cineraria is the source of this 1425-nucleotide messenger RNA. RefSeq lists its product as uncharacterized. NCBI's taxonomy places the organism in Eukaryota, Viridiplantae, Streptophyta, Magnoliopsida, Fabales, Fabaceae. Bases 444 to 983 code for a protein of 179 amino acids. The record is from RefSeq and is a predicted model, not a curated record. The transcript is spliced from 3 exons.